Molecule: messenger RNA, 3683 nt
Organism: Oncorhynchus mykiss (rainbow trout)
Lineage: Eukaryota; Metazoa; Chordata; Actinopteri; Salmoniformes; Salmonidae
Product: RNA-binding protein 12
Molecular function (GO): RNA binding
Source: RefSeq, a predicted model, not a curated record
GAAAAACUACACAAGCAGAGAGAGAAGAGCAAGAGAGGAGGACGCACCAUAAAAUAAAGAUCUGUUAACAGAUAUUUCGGUGUGUGUUGUUUCGCCUCAGCAGCAUGGCUGUGGUCAUCCGCAUGCAGGGUCUCCCGAUAGUGGCGGGGACCAUGGACAUACGCCAUUUCUUCUCUGGAUUGACCAUCCCAGAUGGUGGGGUGCAUAUUGUAGGGGGUGAACAUGGUGAGGCUUUUAUUGUUUUCGCCACAGAUGAAGAUGCCAGGCUUGGCAUGAUGCGUAACGGGGGAGCAAUCAAAGGUUCAAAAGUGUCACUUUUGCUGAGCAGCAAGACCGAGAUGCAGAAUAUGAUUGAGCUUAGCCGCAGGCGUUUUAAAACGGGCAAUGUAGAGGGAGCAGCAGGAAAUGGUAGAAGGCCAGGUCCCCCCGUCAACACAUGUGGGAGGGGCAGUCUACCCAACACUUUACAAGGGUUCAGCAACACCACACCAGCCACCGUCACCACAGCUGCCUCUGCACAUGAAACCAUAAGCAACAAAAAUGUGUCCACGUUUGCCACCACUGGCAUGGGAAACAUGCCCCCCAGUUUCAGCAACAACUUCAGCAGCCCAAAUCUCACCAUGGGAUCCAGUAUGAGAACAGCCAUGUCCUCCCGCAACUCUGUACCACCACCUAUUCACCCUUUGACAACCAUGCCAUCUUUGCCACCCAUGCCUUCCAUACCCCCCAUGCCACUUCCACCACCAGUGUCCUCUGUGCCUCCUGUUCCCACUGUGUCACCUUUAACCCAAGGCCCCCCUGUCCUUCCCAUGAGUCUGUCCCACAUGGGCUCAAUGCCACCAUUCAACCCAGGUGUCCCACCCCCUAGUGGACUGGCCCCAAAUCACAUGUUUGUUGGCCAUAUGAACCCUCUGUUAAAUCUCCAGGCACACAUGAAGGCAGCAAUAGGUAAUUCAGACAAGUUAUAUGUUCACCUUCAAGGCCUGCCCUUCUCAGCUACUGAAAUGGAUAUUGGGGAGUUUUUCUGUGGGUUACUGGUGGACUCCAUCCGACUGGUCAGGGACAACAUUGGCCGGAGUAGCGGCAGGGCCCUGGCCAAGUUCUUUUCCCCUCAGGACACUUUUGAGGCGCUCAAAAGAAGCAGCAGAAUGUUAAGGCAGAGGUACGUGGACAUCUCUCCGGCCACAGAGAGCCAGUGGAUGAGUGUCAGCAGUGGUGGCAACGGGGUUGGAGGGCAAGCCCAUUCAAAAUCCAGUAAUGUGCCCCAAGACCAGCACCACCGCAGCAACAUGAAUUCAGCAUCUCCUUCAACCAGAGAUCAUGCAAGGUCUCGCUCCCCUCACAACAAGGAGUUCUGUGUCUACCUAAAAGGCCUGCCCUACGAAGCAGUAAAUAAACAGAUCUGUGAGUUCUUCAAAAAGCUGGACAUUAUGGAAGACCGCAUUUACAUUGCUUAUGGACCCACUGGCCGAGCUACAGGUGAGGGCUUUGUCCAGUUGAAAAAUGAAAUGGAUUACAAGGUUGCCCUCAGCUGUCACAUGCAGUAUAUGGGAAGCCGAUUCAUACAAGUUCACCCCAUCAGUAAGAAAGCUAUGUUUGAAAAGAUUGAUUCCAUUCGUCAAAGGAUGCAGGGUGUUGAUAAGAAAAACAACUCUGAGUCCGGCAAGAGCCCUAGAAACUGUGCACACAUCUCAAAUAUUCCAUAUAAUGUGUCAAAGAAAGAUGUCCGUCUGUUUCUGGAAGGCAUUGCAGUAUUUGAAGAAAGUCUUAAAGUUCUGGUUGACAGCAGUGGUAACGGUCUAGGUCAGGCUGUUGUGCAGUUCAGGGUAGAGGAGGAUGCGCUAAAUGCUGAGAGACUACACAGGCAGAAGUUAAAUGGUAGAGAUGCCUUUGUGCAUUUGGUCACCUUUGAGCAGAUGAAGGAAAUCGAGAGAAACCCACCACCACAGGUUAAGAGAGGCCAGAAAUUUGAAGGGAACUCUCAAGGCCAGGCACACGGCCAUGCUCAGGCACAGAAUCCUAUUCAAGCCCAAGCUCACCCCUUUGCCAGUAUAACAGGAGAAGAGUUCAACUUCCUCAGAAACACUGUUGGCAAUUUAGGCAAUGGUCCUUUUGCUCAAUUUACUGUCCCAGGUAAUGGAAUAGUGGGCCCUCCUCCUCUACCCCCAUUUUCAGCAAGUCUAGAGAAUGUAGCCCUUAGCAUUCCCCCACCCAUGGUUGCUGGUCACUUGCCUGGAGCAGUUCUGGCACCCCCAAGCUUCCGACCAGGUAGCAACAAUGGCCCACCUGGCUUUGGACCAGAGGGCAUGAGGGACAGGCCACCUUUUGACAACGGCUCUAGAAAGAGCGGAGGCCAUAACAACCGAGGAAGUGGCCAAGGGCGUUUAGAAGUGCGCCCUCAGUCUGCCUUGGGCCGUGGCCCUGGCUCUGACCCUCUGAGAGAGCAGUCACCCGGAGGCCCUGGUAACCCUCGUGGACCAACCAUUGUAAAGAUCCAAAACAUGCCUUUCACCGUAACAGUCGAUGAGAUCCUAGAUUUCUUUUAUGGGUAUCAAGUGCUGCCUGGUUCAGUCUGUCAACAGUUCAGUGAAAAGGGCCUGCCCACUGGUGAGGCAAUGGUUGCCUUUGAGUCACACGAGGAGGCAUCAUCUGCUGUCAUGGAUUUAAAUGAUAGGCCUAUUGGGGCUAGGAAAGUGAAGAUAACUCUAGGAUAAGACUCCAAUGUUCCUCUCUACCAAUAAUGAUUAAGUGAAACAUCCGGUUUCAUUAAUGCAAAGGUAAGAACUUGCAUUUAGGAUUUAAGCUCCCAACUAUCUUUAGCUCCUUUACCAAAGUUAUCAAGUUGCUAGUAGCGUAAGAAUCAAAUGGAACGCUGCUAUAUUGAUUUGAUGUAUAAUAUAGCUAAAGUGGGAUGUUUGGAUUUUCCAAAUGGCAAAAAGCCAACUGUUGAUGUAGCUUGAGUCCAAUCAUAUUUAGAGUAAGAGCCUUGGAUGAUAUGGUUGGAUUAAGAGGAUAGUCUUAUUUCUGUGCUGAGAUGUCACUUUCACUUGGAAGCAUGUAUUAUUUUCAAAUGCCCUGACACAUUUUGUGUUCUUGUAUUUCUUCCAUAGAUUUAACAUUCUCUUUGUGAUGAUUUUCUAAAGGGGGUACUUGCCAAAUGCUGCCAUGCAUGGUGUUAGUACAGAGAACACUCAUUGUGUCAUGGUUAAAGCGUUUGCUUAUUUGCUCUAUGCUGUUUUUCACUGUUAAUAAAUGCAAAUGUCAAUGUUGCUAGCUAUGUUGUAUGAUAAAUUGUACUGCUUGUUUCUGAGAAAAAGAUGUUGAACAUUGCAUUUGGUUUAAUGGUCUGCAGAGCUCUUCAGAACUUUUUGUAUCUGCCAACCCUCCCACUGCGAUAUACUCUUUUGAAAAUGAGCUGUUUUGCAAAGAUGUAAAUACUAUUUGGAAUGUUUUAGUUUUGUAGUGUUGUCUAACAAGAGACACUUAAGUUUUAUAUUUUUGGGGACGUUCCAGCUUAUUUCACAAGUGUGUAUAUACUGUUUAGCUUACACUUUUGUCAAUAAAAUGACAUUCCUGACAGAUUUACAAGCCAUUCUAUUUUUCUCAUUUUUCACUUGCUUGAUGAUUUUCUAUAUGAACAAUAAAAUGGUUUUGGGAAGGCACCCAGAUUUUACCAAACGGUC